Paramecium pentaurelia is the source of this 1341-nucleotide messenger RNA. The record is from the annotation of a GenBank genome assembly. Lineage: Eukaryota; Ciliophora; Oligohymenophorea; Peniculida; Parameciidae.
AUGAUUAGAGAAAGAUAAUUUGAAGUAAUUAAAACAUAAUAAGUAAAUUAACACUUAUUAUGUACUAUUUGUAGAGAAGUAUUUUAUAAUCCAAUAAGGGCAACUUGUGGGUAUCAUUCUUAUAUCAUAAGUAGACAUACUUUUUGCGGAACUUGUUUGGUUCGUUGGAUUCAGAUGAAAAAAAGUUGUCCUCUAUGUCGACAUAGACUAGAACGAAACUAUUAAUUUGAUAAAGACAUUCUAGCAACUAAAAUUGUUGGUGAUAUAGAGGUUAAAUGUUUAAGAUGUUAAUCAUGGGAGGGAACAUUGGCUUAAUUUAAGUAACAUAAAAAAUCAUAAUGUACUUAUAUAUCUACUAACAAUGAAAUACAUCAAGAUGCAAUUUAAAUUGGAGAUGAUGAUGAAGAAUUUACAUUUGCUGGUAUUGUAGAUGAAACAGACCUUUAAAUUCAAUAAUAAAUCAUUGAAAAUAUUGGAUAAUAAAUUUUGGUUUAGAUUGAUUAAUCCUAAAAUUAAGACUAGAAAUAAUAACCUCAAUAAAUCAAAGAUAUAAAUACAAAUCAAUAGGAUCCUCCUUAAGAAACUAAUGCUAAUAAUAAUAAUCUCAAUUCUGAUCACAUCAAAAAUCUUAAUUAAAAUGAAGAAUUAAAUAAUGAGUUACCUCAAUAAAAUAUAGAGAAUCUUGAAACUAAUAAUCUUCCUUUGGAAAACAUUAAAGAAAAUUAGAUAAAUCUUGCAAUCAUUUAGGAUGAUUUAAUUAAUUAACAUAAUACAAUAGAUGAUAAUUAAUAAAGAUAAUAGAAUGAUUAAUAAUAAUAGGAAAUACCUUAGAUUUCAGAUUCUAAUCAAAAUGAAACUGCAGAAAAACAUUAAUAAAUAGAUAAUUAACCAUUAAUAUUAUAAGAUAAUUAGGAUACUAAUAAUAUUUUUUAUUAUAGUACAAAUGUAUAAUAAGAGAAUUAAUAAAAAGUAACAGAUAACAUAAAUAAUUAAAUUACAACAGACAAUAUAAAUAAACAAAUUACCACUGAUAUUAUUAAGGAUGAUUCUAUAAAUUAAAAUAAUCAAUAAAAUAUAUCUAUAGUAGAAUAAUUUAAGACUAAUGAUCCUGAUGUAGAGAUAAUUGAACCUCCUAUUAAAUUUUAAAAUAAUAAAGAUCUAAAGAAUAUGAAAGCUAACAAUAAAUUUAAAAUUAAUAUACUAAGAAAUAAUGUUAAAAUUGCUGAACCUAUGAUGGAAGAAUUACAUGAUAAUUUAUUUUUUGAAUUUGUUAAUCAUAUGAAAUAAGAAAUGGUUAAAAAAUUAAGUGACAUCUAAUACUAUAAUACUUUGAUUCGUUGA